Messenger RNA from Carassius auratus (goldfish), 1825 nucleotides. RefSeq names its product zinc finger protein 541-like. The transcript is spliced from 9 exons. NCBI's taxonomy places the organism in Eukaryota, Metazoa, Chordata, Actinopteri, Cypriniformes, Cyprinidae. Gene Ontology annotation, biological process: regulation of transcription by RNA polymerase II; negative regulation of DNA-templated transcription. Gene Ontology annotation, molecular function: transcription corepressor activity. The record is from RefSeq and is a predicted model, not a curated record. Gene Ontology annotation, cellular component: transcription regulator complex; histone deacetylase complex. Bases 1 to 579 code for a protein of 192 amino acids.
AUGUCCAACCUAUACAGAAGGAUAAAUGUUGGUUCACGGUUUCAAGCAGAGAUCCCCCCAGUGCGGGACACGCUGUACAUGCUGUAUGAAGAACACCCCGCUCAACUUGUCUGGACUCCUUGGAAAGAUCUCUCUACUAACACAGAAACACAACAGAGGGUCAAAGAGCUGUUAGACAUGUGCUGUUCCAGUUUGCUACCAGGAGGAGGCACCAACCUUGAAUUCGCUCUCCACUGCCUUCAUGAAGUUCAGGGAAACAUAAUGGCAGCACUGGAUUUAAUCUUAAUAAGAGGAGAUUUUCGGACCACCUGGCACCCUCUGAAUGAUUACCACUACACAGGGUCAGACCACUGGACAGUGCAAGAGAUGAAAGUGUUCAAGAAAGCUCUGGUUGAACAUGACAAGGACUUUCAACAGAUUCAUAAUGUGAUGCAGACAAAAUCAAUAGCCCAGUGUGUGGAAUAUUACUAUAACAUGAAGAAGCUGAAAAAGUUCAAGCAAUGUGUCCGAGCCUCAAAUAAAAAGGAUGAAGGUGGAGAGAUCUCUGCAUUCAAAUUCUCAGAAGAGCACAAGCCUUAACAGAUCAUUUGGAACACAGGACAGAAGACAACAACUGCUCAGAAGGUGUGAAGAGCCACAGUUCCCCCUCAGGUCAGAGCAGAAGACUAAAGUGAACUCAAUUCCAAUCAGUAUUUCAUAAAAAUCCUUUAUGAAGUGCUGAAGUGUGUUUUAAACUACAGUAAAUAAUCAACACAUUGUCCAGCGAUUAAUAUGGACCUUUAAAUUAGGCAUACAUUUUAUCAAAAAUACAAUUCUCAUCAAAAGAACAGACAGAUUAAACUAGUUUUUGUUGUUCACAUUUUAAGAGGUGCACAAGGCACUAAAGUUAGUUGUAUUUGAUGUUUUUAAAAUGUACCAGAGGUGAAUUUAAAAUGACAGGGUUUCAUAAAAAGGAUUUCUUGGUUUUUAUUUUCAGUAUUUGUUCAACUGUUUGACAAAUUUGUGUUCAAAAUGUUCUCUCAGUUCAGAUUUGUCACUACCAAUCCUUACAAACCUACAUAGUUUUACAAUUCUACUUAUUUUCCUUUUUCCAUUUAUUAUCUACAAUCCAUUUAACCUAUAAUAAGGUUAUUAAAUUGCCAUGCCAUUAAAACAGCUGAUGAUGUCAAUGCAUAACAUGUUUGCAUUGUGUGUGGUUGUCUAAGCAUUACUUUGUUGUUCUAAUAGAACAAAUGUUUUCUAGUAUUGUUAAGUAUGUUAUACAAAAUAAAUGAGAACUGAAAAACACAAUUUUUCCAUUGGUUAUUCACAGACUCUGGAAUAUUUCAUAGGACACUUUAAUCUGAACAUGCUACUGAUAGAAUACAUUGUACAUUUUUACUGUUGCAAGUAUGAAAAAGAUAACUAACACCUCAUUUGGAUGUACAUAAUAUCCCCCAUAAGUAUAAAGGAGGAAGUGGUAACGUUGAAAUGCAUGCAUGAGGUUAACAGUGCAUUCCAUGUAAUGCCUACAACACUGUAAAGUAACAAUAAUAUUGCAACACUAACAGUAUAUGCUGAACGAAUCAAUAAUACAACUGUUACUUUCUGGCCUGGAAACUGAUUGACCAAAUUUGAUAUGAGGUGUUCCAUAAGAUCAAAGUUGGCCUGAUAUCUGUACAGCAGUGAUUUUCUAUGACCAAAUCACAGCCGCGCUGACAUUCAGAACAGCAGCAUGGUUGUUCAUAUUGCGUAAUUAAGUAAUGCUUUAGAGACAAGUUAAAAAUGUAGUAAAACAGAUUUAGGCAACAUUUAGUAAAACAUCUACAUAAGUCACAAGACAAUG